Glycine soja is the source of this 1729-nucleotide messenger RNA. RefSeq lists its product as uncharacterized. The record is from RefSeq and is a predicted model, not a curated record. Bases 122 to 1363 code for a protein of 413 amino acids. The transcript has 7 exons. Lineage: Eukaryota; Viridiplantae; Streptophyta; Magnoliopsida; Fabales; Fabaceae.
UCUAAUCUACACACACUUUUGUUUUUCUUCAUGCUAUCUUGAAUUGAAUCAAUGGCUCUGUUACACCGAGUCAUGCACACUAUCACUAUACCAUCCAUGUAUCAGCAUCAGCGGUGGCAACAUGCUUGGAUGCUGCCUCCUCUCACCAUUUGGAUUUGUGGCAUAUAAUUUUUCAUCUUCUUUAGGUUCCCUCCUUCCCUUGAUCUCUCUUUCUCAUGCAUUGCCCUUUUGUUUCUUUCUUUCUUUCUGUUUUACAGUUUCAAUCACACUCCGUUAUGGUUAUUACGGCGAUUCUUGCAUCCUGCUUGGCCCUGCCUCAUCCCGUUUGAUGAAGACCAGUUCUGUUUUUGUGAAGCAGCUUCAAGUGUCAAACAAGGACAAUAAUCAAGUUAUUCUUCAUGCCUUCAAUGAGAAGCCCGAGUUAAGCUCCCAAACUAAUUGGACAGUGUCAAAUUUGUGUCUUGUUGAAGCGUAUAAAAGCAAGGGAAUUUCUUUGUGGUUAAAUCAGGGCUCCACCAUCCGUAUGGGGUGGGAAGCACACACUACUAGUAGUUUGGAUCAGCUACAUGGGAUGGUGAUCAAAGGAGAAAAGAAGUUUAAACUGCCACAGGCUAAACAAACGAGCUUCCCCAAUGCAAUGGCUCUUCACAAGAUUGUUAAUGGUAAAGAAGCUGAAUACAAGGUUGAGGAAGAUAAUAUGUACCACAUGGGGGUUCUAAACAUGAAUGCCAGGAACAUUAUCUUGAAUAUGAAAGUUAAUGUUUCGGCAAAGGUAUAUGAUACCACCAAAGGCAAGAAGAUGUGCUCUACUGCAAAUGGAUCGUGUAGGCUCAGUUUUGUCUUCCCUAAUACUCAGUAUGUUAUUUUUACGGCACCUGGCAAAGGAGAUGGGGGUUCGUAUGUUGAAAUUUCUUUUCUGGCUCGUGUGUUGACCUACAUAUUACUUUUAGGAGCUCUUAUGAUUGUUGUUUAUCUGAUUCUGAAGUUCCUUGGAGUCUAUGAUGGUGGUGAUCGGAAUAGUCGUGUGACUGUCGACGCCACAUACAGAACAAGUGAUGUAGUGGCAAGGCAAACCGAAACUGAGCCCUUGAUGCAAGUGGAGACAAAUCGAUGGACAUAUGGAACAAAUGCAAAAGAUGACGAAGAAGAAGAUUCAGGAGCAUCCAGUAGCUCUUCAGAGGAGUUAUAUGAUGAAAAAUUAUGUUGCAUUUGUUACGAUGAACAACGCAACAGCUUCUUUGUUCCUUGUGGGCAUUGUGCCACUUGCUAUGACUGUGCAGAGAGGAUUGUAGAUGGGGAGAGCAAAGUGUGCCCUAUAUGCCGAAGGCUUAUUCACAAAGUACGACGAUUAUAUCAUAAUUAGGCUUAUAAACAUGUGUCUUGUAGUGAUUUUGAUUUGAGGGAUCAUGUAGAUAGUGGGGAAAAUUUGAUAGGAAAUUAACAUUGGGAAUGGGGUCAUGUGAGUUGUUAUUUUCUCCUGGCGGUACUUUUUCCCUUCCUCAAAUGUACUUCCAUGGCUUUCCAUUUUUUGCAUGAAGCUGCAGGGGAAUCAGUUACUAUGGCUUGGGCAGAGUUCAUCAUAGGGUAACUAUGAUAAGCAACCAACAAUAUGACUUCUCUUAUUUAUUCUUUUGAUAUUUUCUAUGUAAGUUCACUGUGAGAGAAAGUAAAGAAUGAUGUCACUGAUAUUGUUGUUCUUAGCAGUAAUUCAGACUUCUAUUUAACAAAA